Canariomyces notabilis is the source of this 978-nucleotide messenger RNA. Its product is annotated as NAD(P)-binding protein. Bases 1 to 978 code for a protein of 325 amino acids. The transcript has a single exon. Lineage: Eukaryota; Fungi; Ascomycota; Sordariomycetes; Sordariales; Chaetomiaceae. The record is from RefSeq and is a predicted model, not a curated record.
AUGGGCUUCCUACGCAGCCAACUCAUAGAAACGUUGAAGCUGCCUUACCCCAGCACGAGCUAUGCCGGCCAGACCAUAGUCAUUACCGGCAGCAACACAGGCUUGGGAAAGGAAGCCGCGCGCCACUACGCACGCCUGGGCGCGUGCAAAGUGGUUCUGGCCGUCCGCAACCUCGACAAGGGCGAGGCAGCCAAGAAGGACAUCCAAACAACGGCCGCCAAGGGGGUCUCGAUUGAGGUAUGGAAGGUUGACAUGGCGAGCUACGCCAGCGUGAGAGCCUUUGCUGCGCGCGUCGAGGCCGAACUGGAACGGGUCGACAUCUUCCAUGCCAACGCCGGCCUCGUUCGUUCCGAAUUCGCCCUGGCCGAGGACAACGAGACUAACAUCACCGUCAACUACAUCUCGACCUUUUACCUCGUUGCUCUUGUCCUGCCCAAGCUCAAGGCCACCGCCGAGCAGUUCAAGACACUCCCGAGCCUCGUGAUUACGAGCUCCGGCGCUCACAGGCACACCGCAUUUCCGCAAAUGAAGGAGGCCAACAUCCUCGCCGCACUCAACGACAAGGACUACGCCGGCGGCAAAUACUGGAUGGAGCAGUAUCCCAUCUCCAAGCUGCUGGGCAUCUUCGCCGUCCGCAGCAUCGCCAAGGAGCAUCCCGCAGACACGUACCCGGUAACCAUCAACCUCCCCAGCCCCGGGCUUUGCCACUCGGAUCUGUCUCGCGAAGCCAAGGGGAUGCAGAAGGUCGCCUUUACGCUCAUGAAGACGCUGCUGGCGAGAUCAACCGAGCAGGGGAGCAGGACGUUGGUCGACGCCGGCGUGCAGGGCGCCAAGUCCCAUGGACACUACCUGGAGGACUGCAAGGUCGCCCAGCCGUCCGAUGUCGUAACGCAGCACCCAGACGUGCAGGAUCGCUUGUGGGCCGAGCUGAAGGCCAAGUUGGAGGCUAUUCAGCCUGGUGUGACGGCCAACUUCUAG